Penicillium alfredii is the source of this 1704-nucleotide messenger RNA. RefSeq lists its product as uncharacterized. Gene Ontology annotation, molecular function: D-lactate dehydrogenase (cytochrome) activity; D-lactate dehydrogenase (NAD+) activity; FAD binding. Bases 1 to 1704 code for a protein of 567 amino acids. The record is from RefSeq and is a predicted model, not a curated record. The transcript has 4 exons. Lineage: Eukaryota; Fungi; Ascomycota; Eurotiomycetes; Eurotiales; Aspergillaceae. Gene Ontology annotation, cellular component: mitochondrion. Gene Ontology annotation, biological process: lactate catabolic process.
AUGCGAGUACUGGUUCCUCGGUUCCCCACUCCCCGCGCGGUUCAAUGCCGCCCCCGGAUUUCACACCGCCAGCGUAUUCUGGCUUGUGGUGUCCGAUUCAACAAUUCCAGUGCUGGAGCAGAUAGAACAAAGAGCGGUUAUAGUCCCUCUUACUCGGAUUCCUCUACAAACCCGCCGCCGCCCUUUUGGACGUCCAGCAAAGCGCUGUUGAUCUCCGCAGCAACUGCGGGGUUGGGGUAUGGCUAUGCGUCGUACCAGAGCACAGAAUCAACACCCACGAAGCCACAGUAUGGCUCGGCCAAAGACUUCGAAAAGGCCAUCCAAGAAAUCCGCACCAAGCUCGGCGACGACGCUGUCAGCACCGACGAAGACGAGCUCCAGCAGCACGGGUUCUCAGAAUGGUCAAGUCUCAACGCCGACCGACUACCCGUGGCAAUCGCCUACCCCCAAACCACAGAAGAGGUAUCCGAGAUCGCCAAGAUCUGCCACAAGCACCGCAUGCCCAUGAUCCCGUACUCGGGCGGCUCGAGUCUCGAGGCCAAUUUCUCCGCGCCGCACGGGGGCAUGACCAUCGAUUUCGCAUUCAUGAACCGCAUCCUGACGAUCCACGAGGAGGACAUGGACGUGGUGGUGCAGCCGUCGAUCCAGUGGAUGGAUCUGAACGAGAAGAUCAAGCACACGGGUCUCUUCUUCCCCGUGGACCCGGGGCCGUCCGCCAUGAUAGGGGGAAUGGUUGGCACAAACUGCAGCGGGACGAAUGCUGUGCGCUAUGGGACGAUGAAGGACUGGGUGAUUAACCUUACUGUUGUGCUGGCGGAUGGCCGCGUUCUCAAGACGCGGAGACGGCCGCGGAAAACCUCGGCUGGGUAUAACCUCACCGGCAUGUUUGUUGGCUCCGAGGGCACGCUGGGGAUUGUGACUGAGGCGACGUUGAAACUUGCUGUGAUUCCCGAGGAGACUCGGGUUGGGGUGGUUGCGUUCCCGACGAUUCGUGAUGCCGCCUCGACUGCCAUGCAGCUGAUUCGCAAAGGGAUUCCCGUGCAGUGCAUGGAGGUAUUGGACGAUGUGCAGAUGGACGUCAUUAACCGGGCCGGGGGUACGGGUCGCUCCUGGAAGACCUCGCCGACACUCUUCUUCAAGUUUUCUGGGACUACGGCAGGUGUCGCGGAUAGCAUCAACUUGACCACGAAGCUCGCCCAGAAUAACAGCGCAGAAUCCUUUGAGUUUGCCCAAGAUGAGCGUGAAGCCCAUGACCUCUGGUCUGCACGCAAGCAGUCACUGUGGAGCAUGAUGGCCUUGCGCAGAGAAGGCUCCGAGGUAUGGUCGACAGAUGUCGCCGUGCCGAUUUCCAGGUUGCCUGAUAUCAUCGAAAUCUCAAAGAAAGAACUCGAUGAUCUCGGCAUGUUCGCCAGUGUUCUCGGACACAUUGGGGACGGCAACUUCCAUGCCAGCAUCAUGUAUGACCGACACAAGCCCGGCGAAAGGGAGAAAGUCGAAAAAGUAGUUUAUGACAUGGUUGAUCGUGCUCUUGACAUGGAGGGUUCCUGCACUGGAGAACACGGUGUAGGUCUAGGCAAGAAAGACUCCCUCAAAAAAGAGCUGGGCCCGGGAACCAUCGAUAUUAUGCGCAGCAUCAAGCGCUCACUGGAUCCGCACUGGCUUUUGAACCCGGGAAAGAUUUUCGACAUGGAAGACGACGCAUAA